UCAGUGCCACCUAUCAGUGCCAGUCAGUGCCGCCUAUCAGUGCCCAUCAGUGCCACCUAUCAGUGCCCGUCAGUGCUGCCUAACAGUUCCAAUCAUCAGUGCCGCCUUUCAGUGCCCACCAGUAAUGCCUGUCAAUGCCCACAAGUGAUGCCUAUCAAUGCCUAUCAGUGCCACCUAUCAGUAACUCCUUAUCAGUGCCGCCUAUCAGUGCCCAUCCGUGCCACCUAUCAGUGCCAAUCACUGCUGCCUCAUUAGCGCACAUCAGUGAAGGAGAAAAAUUACUUAUUUACAUUUUAUAA
Staurois parvus is the source of this 299-nucleotide messenger RNA. The record is from the annotation of a GenBank genome assembly. NCBI's taxonomy places the organism in Eukaryota, Metazoa, Chordata, Amphibia, Anura, Ranidae.